This is a messenger RNA of Etheostoma spectabile (orangethroat darter), 1956 nucleotides long. It is a transcript of the gene gpr3, whose product is annotated as G protein-coupled receptor 3. Gene Ontology annotation, cellular component: membrane. The transcript is spliced from 2 exons. Lineage: Eukaryota; Metazoa; Chordata; Actinopteri; Perciformes; Percidae. Gene Ontology annotation, biological process: G protein-coupled receptor signaling pathway. The record is from RefSeq and is a predicted model, not a curated record. Gene Ontology annotation, molecular function: G protein-coupled receptor activity. The coding region runs from base 356 to 1342 and encodes 328 amino acids.
UUGGUCGAGCCUCCCAGUCACUGACGUCAGAUCGGCUGUCUUGUGGAUGGGUCCGCGCGCAAGAGCAUCCAUUCUUCCUCCCAUAGGCGCUCCAGAGAGACAGAAGAAAAAGAGAUGCAAGAGACGCCAAGUGAGAGUUUGGUGCAACUUUGAUGAAGACAGGAGCACGGAGCGCUGUCACACACAGGGACUGUCCUCCUUUUAUAGACUGGUACCGAGCAUCACUUCGGACAGCGUCACCACAUCUCCAUCAUUUGAUCGUAGAAGAGGAGAGAAGAAAUCGGUUUAACUCUCGCAAAGGAAUCACGAAAUCGCGUUAACAAGGUUGGAUUUUUGUGACUGCUGACAAAAAGCCAUGACACUGAACGCCUCUGACCUGGACUGGGAUGAGUCCUCAGGUGCAGACCCCUUCUUUCCUCUGGAUCGACUGGAUAGCUCAUAUGAAGUCCCGCCCCUUACAGUGUGGGGUGUGGCCCUCUGUGUUUCAGGAACUGUCAUUGCCACUGAAAAUGCAAUAGUUGUCACUACCAUCCUGGCCACCCCGUCUUUUCGUGCCCCUGUUUUUCUGCUGCUGGCUAGCCUCGGAUUGGCCGAUCUCCUGGCAGGUGUUGCCUUGAUCUUGCACUUUCUUUUCCUGUUCUGCAUUGAGCCAAGUGAUUGGUCAGAAUUGCUGACCUCAGGACUGCUGGUGACAUCACUGAUUGCCUCACUCUGUAGCCUGAUGGGUGUUGCUUUGGACCGAUACAUGUCUUUAAGCCACGCCCUCACCUAUGGUUCAAGCGAAUCCCGUUACAGAGCCGCCAUUCUCCUGCUGCUGAUCUGGUUGGGUGCAUGUGUCAUUGGGGCGGGACCUGCAAUGGGAUGGCACUGUCUGGGAGAGCCAAACUCCUGUUCUGUAGCACGCCCUCUGACCCGGACAUACCUAUCGCUGCUGUGUGGUGGCUUCCUGGUGGUUGUCAUGGUAACCCUGCAAUUGUACGCUGGGAUCUGCCGUGUGGCAAGGCGGCAUGCCCACGCCAUUGCUACCCAGAGGCACUUCCUAUCUACCAACCAAUCAUAUGCAAGCAAACACAGCAGUGGAAGGGGCUUCUCUCGGUUGAUCCUAGUCCUCAGUGUGUUUGUGGGCUGCUGGAUGCCUUUCUCCCUCUGGGGGCUGCUAGGAGACGCAUCCAGCCCUCCUCUGUACACCUACGCCACCUUGGUACCAGCAGCAGGCAGCUCGCUGCUGAACCCAAUACUCUACAGUCUGAGAAACAAAGACAUUCGCAAGGUGCUGCUCCAGGCCUGCUGCCCGCACAGAUGCACACACAACGCACACAUACACUACCCUGCUGAUGUGUAGACAGCCAAACCUCACCAGACUCAAACCACCACACAAUCUAUGCCAGACAUAUCACUGUUUGUGUGCCAAUACACACAUAGCUGCAUUGACUAUCAUCCAGAUCCAGAACAUGAAAUCUCUCACAAACAUAAACUCCCACACACGCAAUAAGCGCUUCUCCAAGAGAUGAAGUCCACCUGCAAAUCAGAAUGUUUCUGGAUUGUCCUGGCUGGCGGCCAUUUUGGGAGUACUAACUAAACGUACUGUCUUGUGUGUUCUUUGUGCCUCAUCGUCAGUCAAUUGUAAUUCCACUGGAUCCCCAGAUUAAAACAAUCACAAGGGUGCCAUUCAUGCCCCCACUCAUAGAAAGUGGAUUUAAUCACCAUUGGCACUUUAAGGUGAGAGGAAUGGAUGGGGUUUUAAUGUAAGCCUGUCACAGUGUAAUGUGAUCCAAAGUCCUAAAAUUAUUAACUUGAUUGUCUAGAAAACACAAUGUUCUAGAUCUUUGAGAUUCUGUUUUGCACAUGCUGUUACAGGCACUUUGAAAGGUACUGACCAUAUGUUCGUGUUGCACAGCCUUUUUAUAAAUGAAUGAAUAUUUUAUACUGAUGAAUAAUAAAUAUACUUCUUUUCUA